Molecule: messenger RNA, 351 nt
Organism: Eutrema salsugineum
Lineage: Eukaryota; Viridiplantae; Streptophyta; Magnoliopsida; Brassicales; Brassicaceae
Product: proteasome subunit alpha type-5-like
Exons: 3
Coding region: 1-351 (116 amino acids)
Source: RefSeq, a predicted model, not a curated record
AUGACAGAGAAGUCUAACAUUUAUCUCCAAGGCCGUCUAUUUCAGGUUGACUACGCCACUGAAGCCACUAAGCUUGGUUCUACUGCAGUUGACGUAAAGACAAAAGAAGGAGUUGUUCUUGAAGUCGAGAAGCCAAUCACAUCGCCUGUGCUGAUCCGAGCACUUCUUGCUAGGUUCUCUGUCUUCGUGUUAUUCGCUCGUGGAAUAUGUGAUAAUAUGAAAAAGCUGAACUUAUCUUUCAUCUUCACAAUCUCCUCCAAGUGUAGAGCAAAUGCUGGCUAUUCUUCCGGUAUAGACAACAUCUUCACCAACUCCGAACAGUCUGUUGCAAAUGCUACCGCCAACUUCUGA